This is a messenger RNA of Cloeon dipterum, 720 nucleotides long. RefSeq lists its product as uncharacterized. The record is from RefSeq and is a predicted model, not a curated record. Bases 90 to 644 code for a protein of 184 amino acids. Lineage: Eukaryota; Metazoa; Arthropoda; Insecta; Ephemeroptera; Baetidae. The transcript has 3 exons.
UAAGACGCUCGCACUCAAGGAAGGAUUCAAAGUUGCGGUCCGGAGUGUGCGAGACAUUAGUCUGAGCUUGAACUUGCUCCUCGAGAAAAAUGCAUCUCUCCGCGCUGCUGCUGCUGGUUUGCGCCACCGCAUUCGUCACUGCUGCACCAGUCGAUCAAAGUGUCGUAAGCGUCGCAAGUCAACCUGAGUUGAAACCUGAGCAGCUAACUGAAGAUGGCGCCUCACUAGUCAGGGAAAAGCGCCAGUUUGGAGGUGGCGGAAGGAGAAACAACGGCUUCAGAGGCAGGCCAAACGGAGGAGGUUUUGGCGGCCCCGGAUUCGGCGGCCCUGGAUUCGGCGGUCCCGGCUUUGGAGCGCCCUCGUUCGGUUCGAGCGCCGCCAACGCCCAGGCACAGGCAUUCAACGCAGGAAACUUCGGCGCCUCGCACGCCGGCACUCAGACGCAGGGCUUCCAGGUCGGUCCGAACGGCAUCACGGGCGGCUUCGGCCAGUCGGUGGCGCAGAACUACGACAUCGGCGGCUACAAGAUCAACGUGGCCGCGUCCGACACGCUCAGCUUCAACAACAACCAAGCGUCGAGAGGAGGCAGCAACGCGGUCACCAUCACUGGACCAAAUGGCCAGAGGAUUCCCUACAACGGAUGAAAUGUUUUCCUAUCUAGCCACGACUGAAAUGAGAUUUAUUAAAUCACGUACAAAUAAGUUAUUUUUGUAAUAAUAA